GGGAGACAGGACUCGUCCUCCGCCUCCUCACACGGGCGUCACGUCCGGCCCUGUCACAGGACAGAACCAACAAGGACGAGCUGGGGAGUCUGGGACCCCAAAUACAGGGCAGGACACCUGCACCCCAAGACGUGUAACCGGGGUGUGACAGCGCCACCUGCAGCCCGGGGGGACCCCAGUAUUCAAGGGGGGAGAGAGAAGAAACACUUUUUUUGGACAGAAAAAUGUCUUCUCCACAAGUGGGACACCUGUGACGGCUAUGGUGGCAUCUCCAGAAUUUCCAUGGUCAGCCGGAUAUUAGGAUGUGUAAUGAUCACAGACACAAUCUGCAAUGUCCGCCAUCAUGGUAGACACCGAUGGAGAUUUCUGCUCGGUAACUCCCUUGGAGGACGAUGACCUAGGAAGCCCAUUGUCCGGGGAAUUCCUCACGGACAUGGUGGAUAUCCAGGACAUCACCCAGUGCAUCGAAGAAAAUGGGUCCACCUCGUUCAGCACUGCCGAGUACACAUAUCUGGGGAACAGCUCCUGGCCAAACGGAUCGAUCAGCACAGAUAUAACAGACACCCUGUCACCAGCAUCCAGUCCGUCCUCUAUCACCUUCCCUGCUCCUGCUAGUGGCACAGAAGAUCAGUCCAACAAACAGCUGACCCUCGAGUGCCGGGUCUGUGGGGACAAGGCAUCAGGAUUCCAUUAUGGAGUUCACGCAUGUGAAGGCUGCAAGGGCUUUUUUAGAAGAACAAUUCGCCUGAAGCUGGUGUAUGACAGAUGUGAACGGGUUUGUAAAAUCCAGAAGAAGAACCGGAACAAGUGCCAAUAUUGCCGGUUCGAAAAGUGCCUUAGUGUUGGAAUGUCUCAUAAUGCAAUUCGUUUUGGGAGAAUGCCCCGUUCUGAGAAAGCGAAGCUCACCGCUGAAAUCCUCACGUGUGAACAAGACGUCAAGGACUCCCAAAUGGCCGACCUUCUGUCUCUGGCUAAAGUGAUCUACGAGGCUUACCAGAAAAACUUCACUAUGAACAAAGUAAAAGCUAGAUCAAUUCUCACCGGGAAAGGCAGCAACUCCCCUUUUGUAAUACAUGAUAUGGAAACAUUAUGCAUGGCAGAAAAGAUAGUAGCCAAGCUUGUGGCCAACGGUAUACAGAACAAGGAGGCCGAGGUAGCGAUCUUCCAUUGCUGCCAGUACACAUCAGUGGAAGCUGUACCUGAAACUUACGACUUUGCCAAAUCCAUACCUGGAUUAUCGAAUGACCUGAAUGAUCAAGUGACCCUACUAAAAUAUGGAGUCUAUGAAGCCCUGUUUGCCAUGCUGGCUUCUGUAAUGAACAAAGAUGGUGUUGGUGCCUAUGGGAAUGGUUUUAUCACCAGGGAGUUUUUAAAGGAAAGGAAGCCAAUAGGUGACAUGAUGGAACCGAAAUUUGAAUUUGCCAUGAAGAACAACGCUUUGGAAUUGGAUGAUAGUGAUAUAUCUCUCUUUGUUGCUGCUCUCAUUUGCUGUGAGUAGGAACCGUCCAGGACUGUGAAUGUACCAAGUAUAGAGAAAAUGCAAGAAAACAUUGUGCACGUUCUGAAGCUUCAUCUGCAGUCUAACCACCCGGACGACAGCUUCCUCUUCCCCAAGCUCUUACAGAAAAUGGCUGACUUGAGGCAGCUUGUGACAGAGCACGCCCUUCUAGUCCAGACCAUUAAAAAGGCUGAAACCGAUGCGUCGCUCCAUCCAUUACUGCAAGAGAUUUACAGGGACAUGUACUGAGGACUUGUAGUAGUGUUUUCAGGGUGUACUCUUCCUGUUUUAAUGGGAGCAAGGCAUUAUACAUAGAUAUUCCCAACCUUCAGAAAUGAGUUUGUUUUAAAGCUUCCGUGCCUUCCACCUCAAAGGUUUCCGCCAUAGAGCGUUGACACUACACCGUUCCAUCAUCAGUCUUCCUUGUUAUAUUUACGAAAUGAGGAACAUUUUUUUUAUUUUUUUUGCAAUCAAAUGUUAAGAUAAUCUAGCAAUACUUACAAAUCUCAGGUUAGCAUCUCAAGGAGAGAGAUUACAUCUUCUAUAGACAUGGUACAAUGCCACAAUCCUCUUUCUUUAAGCCAAGAAGAUAUGAGACCCGGCAGAAAGUACAUAGUAAAUUAUUUGAUCUUUGAUAUUUUCAUUGAAUUGUUGAAGCUUGCAGUAUCAUUCACAUAACCAACUUUGCCAGAUCUAUUACUGGUACUCACUGCCAUCCCUUGAAGGGGUUAAAAAUAUGCCACAUCUAGUGACCACCUGGGACUGGAUGACUUUGGAUUUGAACAAAUGGGUAUCUACGGUCACCAUAGCCUUAAAGUGGAGAAAGUGCACCCGAUAGCAUGGAACAGCCCACAGUCUCCAGGAUUAACACACUGUCGUAUAUAACUCUCCUAUGGGAGUCAGAUUUAAGAUAUUUUUAGGCUUCCUAACUCAAGAAGAAAUCUAUAUUCUUUACAAAAUUUAUGGUAGAUACCUAAAUACAGAUGGUUUAUGGAA
Bufo bufo (common toad) is the source of this 2494-nucleotide messenger RNA. RefSeq names its product peroxisome proliferator activated receptor alpha (gene PPARA). Gene Ontology annotation, biological process: negative regulation of inflammatory response; hormone-mediated signaling pathway; regulation of lipid metabolic process. The record is from RefSeq and is a predicted model, not a curated record. Gene Ontology annotation, cellular component: nucleus. NCBI's taxonomy places the organism in Eukaryota, Metazoa, Chordata, Amphibia, Anura, Bufonidae. Gene Ontology annotation, molecular function: zinc ion binding; RNA polymerase II cis-regulatory region sequence-specific DNA binding; nuclear receptor activity.